Molecule: messenger RNA, 4678 nt
Organism: Myzus persicae (green peach aphid)
Lineage: Eukaryota; Metazoa; Arthropoda; Insecta; Hemiptera; Aphididae
Gene: Gyf
Product: GRB10-interacting GYF protein 2
Exons: 23
Coding region: 669-4580 (1303 amino acids)
Molecular function (GO): protein binding
Source: RefSeq, a predicted model, not a curated record
GUAAUGUUGGAUUGACCGAUUACCGACGAGACACCAGCAAUCAAAACGAAUCGGAUCCGCUGCCGUAAGGCGCGAAUACUGUCGUUACUCGUUAAUAUUGUGGAUUAUUGUCCUCGACACGCGCCGUUUAGGGACCAGGAUAUCCGUCUUCUCGACUCUCGAUCGGCCAUAGUGGCCGUACCCCGCCAUCGCGAUUCGCGAUUCGCGAGUCGCGGAUGACCGACUGCAGAAUGCAGGCUGCAAGUUGCAACGGUUGUCGGUUACUCGGUUAACGGGAAGAGAUUUCGGCGGCGGCGAGCGCAAGUGCGGUGGAUGUGGAUCCGUUCUGUUUCCCGUACCGCGCGCGUUUGUGAGGUUAUGUUUGCUUUGUUGUCACUCGAUAUUCUAUGUAUAUACAUGUACGUUUUUGUGUGCUGCGUGUAGUGUGUUACUAUUAUUAUUAUUAUUAUUUAUUUUUCCACUGCGCUCUCCGCCGUUGCAACCGCAUUACCUGUAUAUGAGUUCUUGAAUGUCCAUCAGACAUCAGCGCUGUUUUCCCGAGUGUCCUGUACGCAACCCGUCUCGCCGAUCGUUUUUCUCGUGCAGCCGUCGCCGUCUUUGCCGCACUCAGCCAAAGCGUUUUGCGUUCAUACUACUUUUUUUUUUAAUUUAAAAAAAAAGGUGAAAUCAUGACAGAUUCCAUAAAGUUUGGUCCAGAGUGGUUAAGAAAUAUGUCUCAAGGCAUAUCAAAACCUCAGCUUGCUGAACAUCGUUAUGGUCGAGAAGAAAUGUUAGCCUUAUUUGAUAUCUCGUCGUGUAAUAUUCCACCAGAAUCGCUUAAGGAACUGUCUAUGGUGUAUAAUGACAAACCUCAAAAUCCAUUGUCUCUACAACAAAUGUCUGAAGAAGAAACUAGACUUUGGAAUCGAGGUAUAAAUAGUGAUACCGUUAUCAGGGCAUCUGUUCGAACAACUGGUGGUAGAGGUACUGCUAAUAUUGAAGUUCGUGGAGGUAGUACAAGUGCCAGAGGACGAGGUGGUCGUGGUGGUUAUUAUUAUAAUACUACACGGCCAGGUUAUGAAGAAGGCCCAGAAGGUGGAGGCUCACCAAUGAACCGAGGUCCUCACAGACCUUUUGAAAGACUUAACUCGAAUGAAAGAAAUAUGAAUCGCAAUGGUGAGUAUUCCAAUGAUUGGAGAGGAAGAGAUGAAUCAAAUUGGUGGAGGAAAAAUAGAGGUGGAGCACAUCAAGGCCAAUCUGACGAAUCUAAUGGUCGUUGGGGACGAACUCGUACAGAUUCUUAUAACAAUGAUAGAUGGCCUGCAGGACGGCCUACAUCAAAAUAUGAUGAAGAUGAAGGAUGGGAUCGUGGUGAAUCUAGAUGGUCUAAUAAUGCCACAACUCACGAACGCCGAAAACUUGAUUGGGGAGAAACCUUGCCGGAAUGGGCUGUUGAUAAUCCCGGUGAAAAAGGUGGAAGUUUUGAUUCAUCUGGUGCCUUCCAUGAUAAUCAUUAUGAAGACGAACACCACUAUAAUAUGGGAGAUGAACUGUCUCGAGAAGAGGGACGAGAAUAUGAAGAAAACAAUGAUAAUGGGGAUACAAAUGUUAAUAAUGUAGAAAGCUCAAAUAUCUCACCUAUAGACGAUAAACAGUUAAAUGGCCGAGAAAAAGAAGAAGUUGUAUCAUCUUCAAUAUCUACUUCACCGUCGCAUAAUGAAGAAGCAAUUUCUUCCCCUGAACGUUUUAAAUCCAUGAGACAACAGCAUCAACAUAAAAUAAAUGCUCAAAUAACUAAAGAUGUAUUUAUACAAAAUGAACAAGUAAUGAUAAAUCAUCCUGAACCUGUAAGAAUCCAGCAGGUUCCAGAUAUUCCAGUUAUUCAUAGCAAAAGCAGUCCAGCAAUUCCACUUAUGUCUGACUGUCAACCUAAUAAAAUUGAAAAUAUCAAAAACUUGAGAGAAAUGCCUGGUAUAGGGAAUCAUAUUGAGAAUACUAAUAUUAACCCCAUCCAUCGAUCAACAAGUUUAAAUGCUAAUGCUCACCAUCGAAUUGAUUCAUUGGAUGCUGAGGCUGAAUCAAUGGUGUCUAGAUUAACCAGUGAUAACUUCAAAAUAGGACCUUCUUCACAUUCUCCACUCGCUCCUCUUACUAACAACAAAUGGUAUUAUAGAGAUCCCCAAGGCGAAGUUCAAGGUCCUUUCUUGACAACUGAAAUGGCAGAAUGGUAUAGCUUGGGAUAUUUUCAUGACAACAUGUUAAUGGUGAAGAGAGCAUGCGAUGAACAUUUUUAUUCCUUGGGUGAUCUUGUGCGAUUAAAAGGAAAUGUACCAUUUUCAGACACUCCAUUUUCGGAACAUGAUGUAAAAAUUAGCAGCCGAAUAGGAGUACAACCUCCUCCAACACACAACCCAUACACAAUGAAUGAAUCUUUGGUUCUUCAACAACAACAGCAACAGCAACAAUACCAAUAUAGACAAUUAUUUUUAAAGCAAAGAGAAUUAGCUAUUCAAAGUGCAGUUCAUCAACUAUCACAAUCUGAAAGGUGGAAUACUCUGUCGCCCAUUGAACAACAACAGUUGAUAAUGCAUCAUAUUCGAAAUGUAGAAGCUAACACAGGAAUUCCUCCGAUGUUUGCACCUCCCAUUCUUCCACAACCACAGCCGACACCUAAUAUACAUCCCAUGAAUCAACCGCCUAAUAACAAUUUAAUGGUGAUGUUAUCCCAUAUGCAACAACAACAACAACAACAGCAGCAACAACAUUUCAACCAUCAAAUUGAUCCUAAACACAUUCAUUCUGUACCACCCUCUCAACCAAUGACACAACAACUCGACCCUCUCCAUUCGUUAGUACAGAGUAUGGGAGGUCUAAAAACAUCCACACCACCACCAGUAAAUUCAAGUCACCACCAUCAAAGUUCCAAUAUUAUUCGACCAAGUAGCGCUCAGCCAGAAAACAAUCCUAUAUCAGAUCUUUUAAGGCAAUUGGGUGCACCUCAAGAUAAACCUCUCAAAGUUAAUCAUCAGAUAACUGAAACGAGUGUAUGGGGUAUGGAUUUUUCUGGUCCAGACAGUAAACCUAAAAUGAAUGGUCCAAUCGGAAUUAGUGGUUGGCAAACCGGGCCUUCAAAUGAAACAUCUCAACAAACACCUGGUGUUUUGUGGGGAUCUGGAGAGUAUACUAAAAUUAUUGGGGCUGACCAUAAAGCUAUUGAAGAAACAAUAAAAGAAGAAGCAAGACGAAGUCAAGAAGCUAGAAAACAAGAAAUUAAACAAAACGAACAGAUAAAAAAAAGAGAAGCAGAGAAGUCUAGAUUACAAAAAGAGUUAAAAAAAAAACAAGAACUUGAAAAAGCUCAACUGGAAGAAGAAAAAAAAAAGGAAGAAGCUCGUAGAAUCAAAGAGCAUGAAAAAAAGUUAAAAGAAGAGGCAGAAAAGAAAAGAAAUGAGAAAAGAAAAUUAGAAGAGGAACAAACAAAAAAACGUGAGUAUGAAAAAAAAAUAAAAGAGGAGAAAGAAAAAAGACUGUUGGAAGAAAAGAAGAAAGAGGAAGAAAAACGACUUCUUGAAGAAGAAAAAAAAAGAAAAUCUGAUUUGAAAAAAAAGGAAGAACAGAAGAAAAAAGAUGAUCAAAAAAAGAAGGAUGAUUUAAAACGAAAGGAAGAUACUAAAAAACAAGACCUGAAGAAAAAAGAAGAUGAAAAUAAAAAAAAACAAGAUACCUCCAGAUCAAGUUCUGUUCCCAUAGUUACUGAGCCACAAAAGAAAAAGAAAAAAGACCCUCAAACAGUGGCACAUAAUGGUGUAGAAGCAUCUGCACCAUGGGCUGCUGCGGAUCAAAAAAAACAAGUGCAAGUAAAGUCAAUGGCUGAAAUUCAAGCUGAAGAACAAAAACGUGAACAACUGAUGAAACAAAAAGAACGUGAACGCACUGAGCGAGAGAUAUCUAUGGUAGCAAUUGAACAGGCCAAACAAGAAAAAGCAAGAUCUGCAGUUAAAAUGCAGUCUUGGUCUACUGUAAUCACUAAAAAUGUUCCUCAGUCUACUCCCGUGGCUAACAAUUCUGUUUGGGGAUCAUCCAAUCAAAUGAAUACUGAUAAACCAAUGGUUCAAAAAUCUAAUAAAACCCCCGCUGUGACAGUUAAUAAUAAAAGUAAUGUAAAGAAUGUAUCAAAAACUGUAAAUCAAACUGUACAGCAAACAAAUGCAAUGAAGAAAGCUAUAGAAAGUAGAGGUGAAAAUAAUAAUUGUACUGACGAAUUUAGCCAGUGGUGUUGUAAACAUUUAGCAACUCUCAAUAAAAAUACUAUUGACAUACCAACAUUUGUGACGUUUUUAAAAGAUGUUGAAUCUGAGUAUGAAGUAAAGGACUACAUUCAGAGUUAUCUGGGUGAUAAUAAAGAAGUUCGAGAAUUCAGUAAACAAUUCUUUGACAAACGCUUAAAAAUACAAAAUAAACAAAGAAGUUCUGAUUUUGUGGAAAUGAAAAGUAAAAACAAAAAACGGAAUAAGAUGGUGCCACUAGAUAAUAAAGUACUUGGCUUUAAUGUGGUCGCUUCGGAACGUAUCAAUGUCGGUGAACUUGAUCUUGGCGAAUAGGAGUGAUCAUAUAAGUGAUAACAUAUCAGCUCGUUUUAUGUAAUCUUGGUUUUUUUAGGAACGAUUUAGGCCUUGAAAAUUAAAGAAAACAAUCUUUA